AUGCGCGUGUUCCGCUUCGCCAUCGAUCGCGGCGGUACUUUCACCGAUGUCUACGCCGAGAUGGACGUGCUGAACGGACAGGGGAACGUCAUUGACGUGCGUCCAACGGUCAUCAAGCUACUGUCGGAAGAUCCGGCCAAUUAUCCGGAUGCUCCUCGAGAGGGUAUCCGUCGCGUGCUUGAAAGAAUGACAGGCACUCAACACCCACGGGAUGAGCCCGUGGACACGUCCCGGAUCCAAAGCAUUCGGAUGGGAACGACUGUAGCAACUAACGCGCUGCUGGAGCGAAACGGCGAGCGCACGGUGCUCGUCACGACCAAAGGGUUCCGCGAUCUGCUGUACAUUGGCAACCAGUCCCGUCCCAGGAUUUUUGACUUGGAGAUCCGCAUGCCAGACACACUUUAUGACUCGGUGAUUGAGGUCGAAGAGCGUCUGCAGCUCGUGAACAAUGAAAAGGAUCGUUUGCCGACAGAUGAAAAGGGGAUCAGCGGUGAUUUCAUACGAGUGAUACAGGAAUUGGACGUUGAGGACCUUACGGCGAAGCUUCAGGUGGCCCGUGAUGACGGCAUUGAGAGCGUUGCCAUCGUGUUGCUGCACUCGUACACGUUCCCACGACAUGAAGAAAAAGUCCGUGAUGUUGCAUUGAAACUAGGGUUUUCGCAGGUUUCUCUAUCUUCUGACGUCAUGCCUAUGAUAAAAGCUGUCCCGCGUGGAUUCACAACUUGUGCGGAUGCUUACCUCACGCCCGUCAUCAAGAAGUAUGUGGCAUCCUUUUGUGCUGGCUUUGGCGACGGAUUGGACCAAGUGAAUAUCAGCUUCAUGCAGAGUGAUGGCGGACUCGCCCGGAUGAAGCACUUUCAUGGACACCGGGCCAUUCUGUCGGGUCCAGCCGGUGGUGUAGUGGGAUACGCUCGCACAACACGGCCACCUGAAGUGAGUGCUCUGUCUAUGCAGCCUGCAGUUAUCGGGUUUGACAUGGGUGGCACCUCAACGGACGUAUCCCGCUUUGACGGGAAAUUUGAACAUGUCCUCGAAAGCGUCACAGCCAAUGUGACGGUACGGGCACCGCAACUUGAUAUCCAGACAGUAGCUGCCGGAGGUGGAUCACGCCUGUUCUACAAGAACGGACUCUUCCUGGUUGGCCCCGAGUCUGUGCGAGCACACCCGGGGCCUGUUUGCUACCGGAAAAACGGUUACCUCAGUGUUACUGACGCGAAUCUCGUCACUGGGCGUAUUCUACCUGAGUAUUUCCCCAAAAUCUUUGGUCCCAAUGAGGACGAACCGCUGGAUGUGGCUGGAUCGAAGCAAGCGUUUGAAGUUCUUACAAAGGAAAUCAAUGAGUCGUUAGGCGCGAAUGGAGCUAAGUAUACUAUGGAAGAAGUGGCGUCAGGUUUUCUGCGUGUAGCCAAUGAAGCUAUGUGUCGUCCCAUUCGAAACCUUACGCAGAACAAGGGCUAUGACAUCAGUACGCAUAUUCUUGCAUGUUUUGGAGGUGCUGGACCACAGCACGCUUGCUCGAUUGCAAAGGCACUGGGUAUGUCAAAGGUCUAUAUUCACCGCUAUAGCGGUAUCCUAUCGGCGUAUGGCUUGAGUGUGGCAGACAGCGUGGUGGAUAAACAGUUACCCUCAUCGGCAGAAUACAGUGCUGACACUAAAUCUGCUUUGGUUAGCAGUCUAACAAAAAUUGCCAACGAGGUGGUGCGCGAGCUUGUUGCGGAUGGAUUCCGGCCUGAGGAUGUGCAACUGCAGUACUUUCUCAAUAUGCGAUACGACGGUACCGACAACGCUGUCAUGACGCGUGGUCCAAUGGGUGCUAAAGGCGAAGCUCCUACGUCAAUCGCGAACGCCCUCGCUGAAUUCGAAUUCGAUAGCAGUUUUGUGAAGAAGUACCAGCGCGAGUUCGGUUUUGUGCUGCAAAAUCGUGCCAUUCUCGUCGACGACAUCCGUGUUCGCGCUACAGUGUCGCCUGAGCUAAUGGAACACGCGGUUGGAGGUGCUGCUACCAACGCCGUUGAUGCGGUUGAGCCCUGCUCGCCUCUCUCAACGACGCCGUUUUACUUCGAAAGCGAGAAAACGUGGAAGCACAUUCCCGUCUACCUGCAUGAAGAGCUCCUCCAAAAGCGUGGUGCUAGGUACAGCGGGCCGGCAAUUAUUAUGCAAGGCACAGCCACAGUAGUUGUGGAGCCGGAGUGGGAGGUACAAGUUACGCCUAGCGGUGACCUCUUUUUAGUCAGCGACACUGAGACUGCAGGGUCGAAGAAGGGUAGCCCCCCUUUCCGUGCCGAAGAUGUCCCGCUCGACCCUAUUCAGCUCUCGGUAUUCUCACACCGUUUCAUGGGUAUUGCUGAGCAAAUGGGUCGUACACUGGCGCGUACGUCAGUCUCAGUAAACAUCAAAGAGCGCUUGGAUUUUUCGUGCGCCUUGUUUGGUCCCGACGGUGGACUUGUGGCGAAUGCACCACAUCUCCCUGUACACCUCGGUGCGAUGCAGCAAGCUGUGCGCUAUCAGCUCGAGUUCUGGGGUGAUGAUCUACACGACGGGGACGUGUUGGUCUCGAACCACCCGCAGCUCGCAGGAGGUUCGCACCUACCAGACAUUACAGUCAUUACGCCUGUUUUUAGCCACACGAGCAGCAAAAUUGAAUUCUUUGUGGCUAGCCGUGGGCAUCACGCUGACAUCGGUGGCAUUUCACCUGGAUCAAUGCCUCCGUUGUCGAAAACGCUGUCUGAAGAAGGUGCGGCAAUUGUAGCGUUCAAGCUAGUUGAAGGCAAGGUUGGUGAAUUCCGUGAAAAGGAGAUCACGGGCAUUCUUUUGCAAAAGGGACGGGUUGACGACCAGGGUCGACCUUGCAUUGGCACGCGCAACCUGCGCGACAAUUUGUCCGACUUGCGCGCACAAGUGGCAGCGAACCAACGCGGCGUGAUGUUGAUGCAGGAGCUCUGUGCCGAGUACUCGCUACCAGUCGUUACCGCCUACAUGAACUAUAUCCAGCAAGCUGCAGAGAUUGCGGUACGAAAUAUGCUGCACGAGUUUUCGCUGCAAAAAAACUUGCCUGAAGUUGGCGUUGUAUAUGCGGAAGACUUCAUGGAUGACGGCACGAAAAUCGCGCUGACGAUCUCGAUUGAUCGCCGAUCGAACUCGGCUGUGUUCGAUUUUAGUGGCACUGGACCAGAAGUGUAUGGAAAUGUGAACACGCCUCCAGCAGUAACGUACUCUGCUAUCAUCUACUGCCUGCGCUGCUUGCUACCUGGCGAAGACCUUCCGCUCAAUCAAGGCUGCUUGACGCCUAUCGAAGUGCGCUUCCCAAGCAAAAGCAGUAUUCUAAACCCAAGCAACAGCGCUGCUGUCGUUGGUGGCAACGUGCUUACUAGCCAGCGUAUCACCGAUGUGAUUCUCAAGGCGUUUGGUGCGUGUGCAGCUUCCCAGGGCUGCAUGAACAACCUCACGUUUGGCAGCUCCACAUUGGGUGGCUACUACGAGACUAUUGCUGGUGGUGCCGGUGCCGGCCCAUCUUGGAAUGGCCGCAGCGGAAUCCACACACACAUGACAAACACGCGUAUCACGGAUCCUGAGAUCCUGGAGAAGCGUUACCCCGUCCUGCUUCGUGCCUUCCAUCUUCGUGAAGGAUCAGGAGGUGCUGGCAAGUUUCGCGGUGGCAACGGUGUCGUGCGCCAGGUGGAGUUCCUCGAGCACAUGACUGUGAGCAUCCUUUCAGAGCGACGUGCAUUCCAGCCAUAUGGUCUCGAAGGCGGUGAACCUGGCGCCCGCGGUCUGAACUUGCUUUUACGUCACGGUGGUCGCACCGUGAACUUGGGCGGCAAGAACACGGUGGAUGUGCUGCCAGGCGAGAUCUUGACGCUGUACACGCCCGGCGGCGGAGGCUUCGGGGCUGCCAAGUAA
This is a messenger RNA of Peronospora matthiolae, 3900 nucleotides long. Lineage: Eukaryota; Oomycota; Peronosporomycetes; Peronosporales; Peronosporaceae. The record is from the annotation of a GenBank genome assembly.